AUGGAAAUUGAAUACGAAUAAAACAUUGUUCAAUAAUCAUAAGAUCUUCAUAAAAAUACCUCUUAUUAUAAUUCUGGAUUACCUCUAUCUGAAGAAGCAUAAAAAAUCUUAAAUGCUCAAUAAUUAAUUACAUCUGGAGGUUCUCCUUAAUUAAUUCAAGAAAGAAUCAAACAACCUGAAAAACAAGUUAAAAGCAUCAUAAAAUAUAAAUUUAUGAAUGAUGGAAUGUGGAUGAAAAUAUUAAUAGAUAGAAAUGAUUAUCCAGAAAUCAAAGACACGCCUAUUAUAGCUAUGAAUGCUUAAUUCUAAAAUGAUGGAUUUGAGUUUAAUAUCAACGUGAAUGAGUUAGUUGAAUAUGCUUUAAAAAUUCCUAGGACUAGAGAGAAAAUAGUUCCUGAGAAAUCAAAAAUAUACGAAAAAAAACAUUAUAUCUACAUAGCAUUAUAUAAAGAAAAAGAAGGUGACUGGUGGUCAUUGAAAUACUGACAAUAUUACAGUAAUUAAUUUUUAAUCUAGAAUUUUUAUUGU
Paramecium tetraurelia is the source of this 528-nucleotide messenger RNA. RefSeq lists its product as uncharacterized. The record is from RefSeq and is a predicted model, not a curated record. Lineage: Eukaryota; Ciliophora; Oligohymenophorea; Peniculida; Parameciidae. The transcript has 3 exons.